Messenger RNA from Notolabrus celidotus (New Zealand spotty), 1345 nucleotides. RefSeq lists its product as uncharacterized. The record is from RefSeq and is a predicted model, not a curated record. Bases 181 to 1002 code for a protein of 273 amino acids. The transcript is spliced from 3 exons. Lineage: Eukaryota; Metazoa; Chordata; Actinopteri; Labriformes; Labridae.
UCCUCCUCUCGUCUCCUCUCGUCCUCUUCUCGUCCUCCUCUCGUCCCCUCUCGUCCUCCUCUCGUCCUCCUCUCGUCCUCCUCUCGUCCUCCUCUCACAGCUUUAGAUCUGUUGUUAAAGAUGGAGUCUGAGGGGACCUCUUGUUGAUCAGUGGUUGUCCCUGGUAGUGAAGAUGUGAUCAUGUGUUUGUUGAGGUGGGUAAUGUGCAGACCUGAAGCCGGGUUUGUUUUCAGACUGAUGAGGAUCGCAGGCGUAGUAUCGGGGCAAACCCAUGAGUUAGUUUUUAAAGUCUGUUUGCCUCACCUUCAGAAGUCCAGACGCUCAGGCGUUCAGAGGUCCAGACCUGUGGGCGUUCUGAAUCUCAGGCGUUCAGACAUUUGGGCGUUCAGGCGUUCAGACGCUCAGGCGUAUAGACGUUCGGGCCUUUGGGUGUUCAGGCGUUCAGAAGUUCAGACGCUCAGGCGUUCGGGCGUUCAGACGUUUGGGCGUUCUGAAUCUCAGGCGUUCAGACAUUUGGGCGUUCAGGCGUCCAGAAGUCCAGACGCUCAGGUGUCAGACGUCCAGACGUUUGGGCGUUCAGAAUCUCAGACGCUCAGACGUUUAGACGUUCAGGCGUCCAGAAGUCCAGACGCUCAGGCGUUGGGGCGUUCAGACGUCCAGACGUUUGGGCGUUCUGAAUCUCAGGCGUUCAGACAUUUGGGGGUUCGGGCGUCCAGAAGUCCAGACGCUCAGGCGUUUAGACGUUCAGGCGUUUGGACGUUCAGGCGUUUAGACGUUCAGGCGUUUGGACGUUCAGGAGUCCAGAAGUCCAGACGCUCAGGCAUUCGGGCGUUUAGACGUCCAGACAUUCGGUCGUUCAGUCCCUCAGAUAUUCGGGGAUCUAGAGGUCGUGUUUUUAAAGUUCGUGCUUCAGAGAAUCAUGACGAAGUUUAUCGAGCAUCAUGUGAUCGUCAGAGGAACGUGCGCCAUGAGAGCUCUGAAGCUAUGAAGUUUCAAUGGUGAUCAUUUUAGAGUGUGUGUGUGUGAGUGUGUGUGUGUGUGUGUGUGUGUGUGAGUGUGUGUUUGUGUGUGAGUGUGUGUGUGAGUGUGAGUGGGAUAAAGAUGCGCUUUUCAUUGAAAGCACAGAAUUCUUGAACUCUUAAAGGAACAGUUCAACAUCGAGAUAAAUCUUCUCUGAGAAUCCGGUUGGCUUAGCUUAGCAUAAAGACUGGAAGCAGAUGGAAACAGCUAGCCUAGCCAUGCUAAAUGUAACGGAAUGUCUAGUCAUCAUGCUAAGUUUAACUAGCUGUUUCCACUUGUUAUUAUUCAUGAUGCUAAGCUAAACAAGCUCUAAGUACCUCAGUAA